Molecule: messenger RNA, 655 nt
Organism: Helianthus annuus (common sunflower)
Lineage: Eukaryota; Viridiplantae; Streptophyta; Magnoliopsida; Asterales; Asteraceae
Exons: 3
Coding region: 73-540 (155 amino acids)
Source: RefSeq, a predicted model, not a curated record
UUCGACCCCAAAACCCACACCCCAUCCCCACCGGUCUUAAGCACACAAUCAACUUAAUCAGGAGACUUUUUGAUGAAAUUUUGUUCAAGAAACUUCUUUAUUACAAAAUAUACUAAGGAUCACAUGACUAUGAAGAAAAUGAAGAGGACAAAGAUUGUGUUACUAAUGAUGUUUUCAAUAUGUCUUCAACAUCUUCAUGCAUCAACUUCAAAUCCUAAGAAAACUAUUCAUUUUGUUGACAAAAGGGAAGAGGUUGUGGUGCACAAAAAUGGAGUGAAGCCAGUUGUUAGACAUGGAGGAGUUGCUGCAGCUCAUGGUGGUGCUCAUGGUGCUAGCGGCAGUCAUGGUGGUGGUGGUGGUGAGGGUGGAGGUGGAGGAAACCCGGGAGUUGUGAUCCCUAUAUACGCAGGCGCAAGUGCUCACCGAACACCAACUAAAAACCAUCAUGGUCCGAACAAGGGCGAGCAUAACUCUACUGGUCUUCCCCAAUGGGUUUCUACUAUAUUAGCCUUGGUCAUAUUAUUAACAUAUUGUUGCUAAAGCUAGUUGUGUGAGUGCUGUACAAAUUAAAUAGUUUUUGAAUAAUAAUCUGUCUUUUUUUGUUAUUAGUCUAAGCUUUAAUAUCAUGAUGAUUAAUUUUGGUUUCUUAAUUUUA